Messenger RNA from Meyerozyma guilliermondii ATCC 6260, 525 nucleotides. RefSeq names its product 60S ribosomal protein uL5 (gene RPL11). The coding region runs from base 1 to 525 and encodes 174 amino acids. The transcript has a single exon. Gene Ontology annotation, biological process: translation. The record is from RefSeq and is a predicted model, not a curated record. Gene Ontology annotation, molecular function: structural constituent of ribosome; RNA binding. NCBI's taxonomy places the organism in Eukaryota, Fungi, Ascomycota, Pichiomycetes, Serinales, Debaryomycetaceae. Gene Ontology annotation, cellular component: ribosome; cytosolic large ribosomal subunit.
AUGUCUGCUAAAGCCCAAAACCCUAUGCGUGAGCUUCACAUCGAGAAGUUGGUGUUGAACAUCUGUGUCGGUGAAUCCGGUGACAGAUUGACCAGAGCUUCCAAGGUUUUGGAACAGUUGUCUGGUCAAACCCCAGUUCAAUCCAAGGCUAGAUACACCGUUAGAACUUUCGGUAUCAGAAGAAACGAAAAGAUCGCUGUGCACGUUACUAUCAGAGGCCCCAAGGCUGAGGAGAUCUUGGAGAGAGGUCUUAAGGUUAAGGAAUACCAAUUGAAAGAAAGAAAUUUCAGUGCCACCGGUAACUUUGGUUUCGGUAUUGAAGAGCACAUCGACUUGGGUAUCAAGUACGACCCAGGUAUUGGUAUUUACGGUAUGGACUUUUACGUUGUCAUGGGAAGAGCCGGUGCCAGAAUUGCCAGAAGAAAGAGAGCUAAGGCUGUCAUUGGUAACUCUCACAAGACCAACAAGGAGGACUCUAUCCAAUGGUUCAAGCAGAAGUACGAUGCUGAUGUGUUGGCUAAAUAA